Molecule: messenger RNA, 859 nt
Organism: Paramecium sonneborni
Lineage: Eukaryota; Ciliophora; Oligohymenophorea; Peniculida; Parameciidae
Source: the annotation of a GenBank genome assembly
AUGGAAACAGAUCGGUUGAGAAAAUCUAUCAAAAUUGAAUUUGAACAUAAAUUCAUGAAAUAAAAGACUGAACUAUUAGAUAUUUUAGAUAAAAAGCUGUCAUCUAUCAAAGAGGAAUUGGCUAUGCAAAUUUAAGAAGAAAACAAAAAUAUCAUUUAGUAAAAUAUUAAACUAUUAUCAUUGGAAAAAAAAAAUAAUGAAAAAUAUGAUAUAAUGGUUGAUUAAGAAUUACUAUUAAGACAUUAAGCCUUAUUAAUUGAGUAAUCAUCUUAAUUUGAUGUCUCAAAACAAUAUAAUGUAAUUCAACAAAUUGUUGAGAAAGACCAAAGUGAUAUGGAUAUGUCAGAAUUAAAGUUUUAGAUAGAAGAAUUAAAGACAAGAAAUUUAAAGUUAUCUCUUAAGUUCUCUAAAUUGCUUUCCUACUUUGUUGAUUUAUAAUUAUAUGACAAUGAAUUUGCAAAAUAAGCAGUGUCUGAGGAUUUUCCUUUUGAUGAACUUUACAAGCCUUAACUAUUAUAAAUUCAUCAAGAAAUCGAAUAUUUAAAAAUAAAUCACUAAAAAUAUUAAUCAAUCAUUCAAGAAAAAGUAUCAAUUUUACAUAUCAUUUGGAAGAGCAAUUAAAGAAAUAAAAGAUAGAGAUAGAAUUGUUAUUACAAUAAAAUAAGAAAUUAAAGAAAUAGUUGUUCUUCCAAGAUUUAAGCACAGACAUAAAAAGUGAUCAACAACAAAAAAAACUAUCUUCACAUUGGGAGAACAAACCGAAGAUUUAAAAAAUUUAGAAAAAAAUUUCCAACUGUUACAAGUAGAAUUCUUUAAUAUUAAUCUAGCAUCCUUAACCUAAAUGCAAGACUUUAAAUGA